AUGGCUAUGGACAAGAUGGCACGACCACUCACGCAAUGCCUUCAAUGCUCCCGUCACACCCACAAAGCAUUGCACAUCCGCACCUUCUCUACCACACCGCCCUCACGUCUCGAAGUCGAGCAGCAGACACCACCACCACCACCCCCCAAUGAUGCCCCUCCACCCGCCCAACAACAACAACAGCAACGAGAUCCCUACACCGUCUCCACCCGCCAUGCCGAGACUCAACUCCUCCAUCACCAACGCCGCGUCCCCAUCGGUUCCCGCCGCCGCCGCGCAGCCAUGGCUUCCACAACCCAAAUCCCCUUCUCGCAACUCCCCUACCAAUGCUUCCAGGAAGCACGUGCGUAUCUGAAAGAAGACAGGGAUGAGAAGCUGGGCGCGAUCCAGCAGCAGCGGGAACGUAUCGAGCGACUGAGGCAGAAGAGUGUGCCGCCGGAGUAUGCAUGGAGGCAUGAGAAUCGGGUGCGGAGCAUGCUGACUUCAUUGGAGGAAUUGAAGAUCCAGGCCGAUAUUAAUGAUCCGAUUGUGAAGAAGACAUUUGAGGAUGGGCAGGGCGACAUGUCGAAACCCAUCUACCGCCACCUAGCCGACAAACAAUGGCGCGCCUACAAACGCCUGAUCCUCAUGCAACGCAUCACGCAAAUGAACGUCAUCCCCGACGUCCUCCCCACCAUCGACCCCACCGUCUCCACCGACCUCGCCUUCCCCAUCAUGAAACCCAGCUCCAUCGACAACACCCCGCGACUCCCCCGCCUCAAACGCAUCCAGCACGGUGACUUCGUCGACUCGGCCCUGAGCGAGAACGCACCGACCCUGUACAUCCAACCCUACGACAAAGGCACGAGACUCGUCACUAUCGCGGUCGUGAACGCGGACGUGCCGAAUGUGGAAAAGGACGGCUUCGACUACCGCUGUCAUUUCCUCGCCGUCAACAUCCCGAUAAGUCCGACGGAUACGAGGGUGCAGCUCGGUCAGCUAGGUGACGAUCAGGUCGUCUUGCCAUGGUUGCCCGCUUGGGCGCAGAAGGGUGCUCCGUACCAACGCAUGAGCGUGUUUAUUUUACAACAAGCGCAACAAUCACGAUCACAAUCACAAGCACAAGCACAAUCACAACCACAAUCACAAUCACAAUCACCAUCCGUCAACACCGCCACGGACUCUACAUCGCCUGGCAUCCCCCUCGACGCCGCAGCUAUUCGAGACGAACCCAAAUACUCCACCCGCCUCGGCUUCAAACUCCGAAGUCUAGUCGACCGUUUCGCCCUGCAGCCUGUGGGCGUGGAUCUCUUCCGCACGAAAUGGGAUGGUAGUAUGGAGGGGGUGAUGCAGAGGGCUGGGAUCGUGGGAUGGGAUGUUGAGUUUAAGCGAAAGAGGAUUGAGCCGUUGCCUUAUGCUAGGAAGGAGGGGGGGCGGUACCGGUAG
Messenger RNA from Recurvomyces mirabilis, 1425 nucleotides. It is a transcript of the gene MRPL35, whose product is annotated as mitochondrial 54S ribosomal protein YmL35. NCBI's taxonomy places the organism in Eukaryota, Fungi, Ascomycota, Dothideomycetes, Mycosphaerellales, Teratosphaeriaceae. The record is from RefSeq and is a predicted model, not a curated record. Bases 1 to 1425 code for a protein of 474 amino acids. The transcript is spliced from 2 exons.